AUGGGUGAAAUGUGUAAAAUUCAGGUGUUGUUAGCAUGUUUGGUUGUCUGCACUGUCCAGGCCGCCAUCUUAGACCCAGCUCUGUACUUGUCUCCGAGCCCUCCGCUCACGGGUGAGCCGAGAGCGUUAUCUGAGUGGUCUGGGGUGCAAGCUGACUCAACGGAGUCUGUGCCGGCUGAAGAACAGCAUUUAGAGUCAGAGGAGCUUGAAGAACCACAAGCACGAACAUUCUGGCCAGCCCAGCCGUCAUACGGGAUCAGAGGCAUCCACAUCCCUCUCACCUUUAGCCUGACUGGUACCUACGGAAGCAAUGCUGCCCCCACUGGCAUCAUCGGGAGCUCCUACAGAACCACUGGGUUAACAGGCGUUAUAGGAAGUAGCUAUGCCAGUUUAUCAGAAGAUCUACCCUUCGGGAAGUCGGGCCUGGCUGGAAGUAACUACGGUUUGUAUAGGUCUGGCCCGGGCACUAGGAUCUAUGGUGGGAGUGGGGGGGCCGCUUGGAGUGGGUGGGGGAACGGCAAGUGGGGGCAUUAUGGUAAGGGAUAAGGAAUAAAUGUUGUAA
Cydia strobilella is the source of this 562-nucleotide messenger RNA. RefSeq lists its product as uncharacterized. NCBI's taxonomy places the organism in Eukaryota, Metazoa, Arthropoda, Insecta, Lepidoptera, Tortricidae. The coding region runs from base 1 to 546 and encodes 181 amino acids. The transcript is spliced from 3 exons. The record is from RefSeq and is a predicted model, not a curated record.